CUGCAGCACCAUUUUUCUGUUUUCCAAAGCAGCGUUUUCUGCUCCCCCCCCUGCCUCUCAUCCUCUUUCAGUUCCAGUUCCCUCUCUCUGAUAGAGAAGAUAAGCAUCCUGAUAAACACGACUAGCCGCUUAAAUCCACCCUCCUGAAACCCCUCUCUCCUCGCUGUCUAUCCAUCUCUUUCAUAGUUACUCUGUUCUUAGAAAAAAUCAUGUCUUUUGUUGAACUGGCCGUGUCUUUCAUUGGAGAGUCUGCUCUGUCAUCAUUCAUUGAGUCCUUGUUUGAGAGAAUUGAGUGCCCUGAGUUUCUAAAGUUUGCUCGUGAGAGGCAAGUAAGUGCUGAAAUUAACGAGUGGGAGAAAAGAUUGAUGACGAUCCAAGCCAUGCUUGAAGAUGCAGAGGAGAAGCAGAUGUCUAACCGGUCGGUGAAGAUGUGGGUGGACGAGAUCAAAGAUUUGGCUUAUGAUGUGGAGGACAUCUUGGACGAGUUUCAAACUGAAUCUUUACAACGCCAGUUGAAAGGAGAAACUGAAGCUGGUUCAAGUAAGCUUCGGAAACUCUUUCAUACUGUGACAACUACCAUCAAUCCAGGAGCAGUGAUUUUCAAUUCAACGAUGGUGUCCAAGAUGAAGGAGAUCACUACCAGAUUUCAGAAGAUCGUAGACCAGCAAAACCACUUGGAUUUGAUAAAGAGAAAUGUUGGUGGGACGUCCUCUAGCAAGGUCUGUGUGCGACCUCCCAGUACAUGUUUGGAUCAUGAACCUGAAGUGUAUGGCAGAGAUGAAGAUAAAAGGAAGAUACUUGAUUUGAUUUCGAAUACAAGUGAAGUGAAAGUUGGAGUAAUACCCAUUUUUGGGAUGGGCGGGGUGGGUAAAACAACACUCGCCCGGCUUGUCUACAAUGAUGAGUCAUCACAACAACAAUUUCAUCUAAAAGGAUGGGUUUGUGUGUCUGAUGAGUUUGACAUUUUGAAGAUAACAAAGAGCAUUCUUGAGUCGAUCACUCGACAGUCGUGUUAUCUAAACGAGCUCAAUCAAGUUCAACUGGAGUUGUGUGAAAAAUUAGAAGGAAAGAAGUUUUUGAUUGUUUUAGACGAUGUCUGGAACAAGAAUUAUGAUGAGUGGAAUGCCUUGUGUUCUCCAUUGAUGCAUGGAGCUCCGGGAAGCAGAGUGAUCGUGACAACCCGUGAAGAAGCUAUUGCACGGAUGAUGGAAACAAUUGAAUCUCACAAUUUGAAUUGUAUUUCAGAUGAAAAUUGCUGGAAAUUGUUUCUUUACCAUGCCUUUGCUGGUAGAAGAGUUGCAUAUCCAAAAUUGGAAGUCAUCCGCGACAAGGUCAUCAAGAAGUGUGGUGGCUUGCCUUUGGCAGCAAGGACUUUGGGUGGCCUUCUACGCUCAAAACCAUGGGACGAUUGGGAAAAUAUAAUGAACAGCAAAAUCUGGAAUUUACAAGACGAUGUCAACAACAUUCUUCCUGUGUUAAAAUUAAGCUACUAUCAUCUCCCUUCCCAUUUAAAGAGGUGUUUCGCUUAUUGUGCAAUAUUCCCCAAGGAUUAUGUAUUUGAAGAGCAAGAGCUAGUCCUUCUAUGGAUGGCAGAAGGUUUAAUUGAGCAACGUGACGGUCAACAUGUGGAGGAUGUGGGAGAAGAGUAUUUUCAAGAUCUAUUCUCUAGAUCAUUUUUUCAAUCUUCAAGCACUGGUGGAUUCAUAAUGCAUGACCUGGUGAAUGACCUAGCACAAGUGGUUGCUGGAGACGCAUGUUUCAGAUUGGAGGAUAAAGUGACUCCACGUAAGCGAGAAAAAUCUCGCCACUCUUCUUACAUCCCUAGCCCCUAUGAUCGCUGUGAAAGAUUUGAGUUGUUUGAAAAUAUGAAGUGUAUGCGAACCUUCCUGCCUUUAUCACUACACCGUUUUGGUUAUAACUCCUUAGCAAAUUGUGUCCCUUCUUAUUUGUUAUCAAUGUUAGGAUGUUUAAGGGUGCUAUCCUUCCAUUGUUAUAAUAUCACUGAGCUACCAGAUUCAAUAGGUGACUUGAAGCAUCUAAGGUAUCUCGACCUUUCACACACUUGUAUUGUAACUUUACCUGAGAGAACAACCUCUCUAUGUAAUUUACAAACUAUGCUGCUGAAAGGCUGUUGGCAUCUCAAGAAAUUGCCUUUAGAAAUGCAAAAUCUGAUCAACCUGCGUCAUCUUGAUAUCCAAGACACAUGUGUGGAAGGGAUGCUACAGGGAAUAGAAAAAUUGAGAAGUCUUCGGACAUUGUCUAAUUUUGUUGUGGGGGAAGGUAAUGAAGUGGGUAUAACAGCUUUGGAGAAUUUAAAGUUUCUUCGAGGGGCACUUCGCAUUUCAAGGUUGGCUAAUGUGGCUAAUGCUUCAAAUGUAAGAGGAACCAUUUUAUUGGACAAGGGGAGAAUAGAUGAUCUGGAGAUGGCAUGGGGAAGUUCUUAUUCUGCAAGUAGAUCGGUUUCUAUUGCAAACGAAGAAAGAGUUGUACUUGAGAAGAUGAAACCUCAUGAAAGUUUGGAAAAACUCACCAUAAUUGAUUAUGGUGGUUUUCAAUUUCCUUCGUGGGUAGGGGAUCCUUUAUUUCGAAAUCUAGUAUGCCUAGAGUUGAAAAAUUGCAACUGCACAACCUUGCCUCAACUUGGGCUGCUUUCUUCUCUCAAGGACUUGGUUAUCAUAGGGUUUCCCAAUGUAAGAGCGGUUGAUCGUGAGUUUUGUGGGGGGAGUAUGAGCAGUUCAAAUCCUUUUCCAGCUCUUGAGACUCUACGCUUUGAGGACAUGGAAGAAUGGAAAGAGUGGAAUAUUUGUGGGUGUAAAUUCCGUCUUCUGCGCGAGCUUUCCAUUGUUAAUUGUCCCGAACUGUUCGGAGAAUUACCCAGCGAUCUGCCUUCAUUGCAAAAGCUUGAGAUUAGAGAAUGUAAUGGAUUGGUGGUUUCAUUUCAAAACCUUCCUAUCAUAUCUCACUUCCAAAUCCAAGGAUGCAGAAAGGUUGAAUUAGUUAGAGGUUUUAGCGCAGCAAACUUCUUGAUGGUUAGUAAAGUAGAAUCAUUUUUAUUUGGACCGGAAGAGUUGAAGCAAGGCUUAAGAAAGUUGAAAAGCUUGACUGUUGGUAAUAAUUCUCACUAUGAAAGCAUCACUGUUGGUAAAAAUUAUUUCCCUCCUCUCUAUUGUCCACAAUGGGUGCUUUUUGAAGACAUCGCUAAACGUGAUGAGUUGUUGCACGAGAACCUCGCUGAUAGUCAAAUUAAAAAUUUGGAAUUUUGUUGUUGUACAGGGCUUGAGAAACUACCGCCAUGGAUUGAUAGCUUUAAGUCUCUGGGAAAGCUAUCUAUUGGAUACUGCCCGAGACUUAUUUCUUUGCCAGAUGCAGUGAUUUAUAAAAGUUUGUGUCUUGAGGAGUUGAAAAUUUGGUGGUGUGAUUCUCUAAUUUCCAUUGGAAGACACCAGCUACCCACAACUCUAAAAAGACUAGAGAUACGCGACUGCGACGGAUUGGAGAGGCUGCUGGAUGCGAGAGAGACUUGUUCCUCUUCCAGGUUUACUGAUAAGGAGGGUAUCAGCUGCGAUGCUUACUCAUCUAAUCUUCAGCCCUUGGGAAUUAUUAGGUGCCGCUCUCUUACAUUCUUAGGGGAGUUGCCUGUUUUCGACAACAACACAUCUCUUGAAUCUAUUGAAAUCGUAGGUGCUUAUCAUCUUAAAUCCUUACCUGAGAACCUGCACAUGCUCACCAAUCUACGCCGCAUUUUUAUAGGUUACUGUGAGGAACUCGAGGCCCUUCCUGAUGGUAUGCACAAUCUCACAUCUCUUCAAGAAUUGACUGUAAUGGAUUGUCCCAAUGUUGUUUCUUUCCCUCAGGGAGGGUUGCCCACCACUCAUCUGAAAAAAAUUAUACUUGAAUCCUGUGGGAAACUUAAGGCCCUUCCUGAUGGUAUGCACAAUCUCACAUCUCUUCAAGAAUUGACUGUAAUGGAUUGUCCCAAUGUUGUUUCUUUCCCUCAGGGAGGGUUGCCCACCACUCAUCUGAAAAAAAUUAUACUUGAAUCCUGUGGGAAACUUAAGGCCCUUCCUGAUGGUAUGCACAAUCUCACAUCUCUUCAAGAAUUGACUGUAAUGGAUUGUCCCAAUGUUGUUUCUUUCCCUCAGGGAGGGUUGCCCACCACUCAUCUGAAAAAAAUUAUACUUAAAUCCUGUGGCAAACUUGAGGCCCUUCCUGAUAACAUGCACAAUCUCACUUCUCUUGAAGUUUUGGCUAUGCAAGAUUGCCCAGGCAUCAUGUCCUUUCCAGAAGAAGGUUUUCCCACCAACCUGAAAUCGCUUUCUAUUUAUGAGGUCGAGAUUUGUACCUCUUUGCUUAAUUGGGGUUUGCACAGGCUCACCUCUCUGGAGAAGCUCAGAAUCGCAGGUGGAUGUCCCGGUGUGGUGUCCUUUCCACAAGAUGAGAUAGAUAUGAAGUUGUCUAACUCUCUUACCAGCCUUACCAUUGAAGGAUUCCAAGACCUAAAAUACCUUUCCAGCAAGGGUUUUCAAAGCCUCACGUCACUUGAAUAUCUGGUGAUCAAGAGAUGCCCUAAACUUGCCUCCUUUCCAAAGAAUGGCCUGCCUUCCUCUGUUUUGAGCUUGAAUAUCACAGAGUGCCCUCAACUUGAGCAGAAGUGCCUGAAGGGUAAAGGGCAAGAGUUGCUAGAAUUAGCCCGCAUUCCAGAGGUGAAAAUUGGACCUGAUAGUCAGAAAGAAAGCGAGCUACUUUAUGCAUUUUCAUGA
This is a messenger RNA of Hevea brasiliensis (rubber tree), 4760 nucleotides long. Its product is annotated as putative disease resistance protein RGA4. The record is from RefSeq and is a predicted model, not a curated record. Lineage: Eukaryota; Viridiplantae; Streptophyta; Magnoliopsida; Malpighiales; Euphorbiaceae. Gene Ontology annotation, molecular function: ADP binding. The transcript has a single exon. Gene Ontology annotation, biological process: defense response to other organism. The coding region runs from base 210 to 4760 and encodes 1516 amino acids.